Molecule: messenger RNA, 1398 nt
Organism: Hansenula anomala
Lineage: Eukaryota; Fungi; Ascomycota; Saccharomycetes; Phaffomycetales; Wickerhamomycetaceae
Gene: HER2
Product: glutamyl-tRNA(Gln) amidotransferase subunit HER2
Exons: 1
Coding region: 1-1398 (465 amino acids)
Biological process (GO): mitochondrial translation; glutaminyl-tRNAGln biosynthesis via transamidation
Cellular component (GO): mitochondrion; glutamyl-tRNA(Gln) amidotransferase complex
Molecular function (GO): glutaminyl-tRNA synthase (glutamine-hydrolyzing) activity
Source: RefSeq, a predicted model, not a curated record
AUGAGUUCAACGAGAUCAGUAUCAGAAAUACUGAGCAGAGCUGCUUCUGCGAAUGCCAAAUUCAAUAUCUUUACCUCGUUAAGGUCCCAAUCACAAAUUGAACAGUCUUUUAAAAUACCAAAAGAUGGCCCAUUACAUGGCAAAACUGUUGCAAUAAAAGACAACAUUGUCACUACACAAGAACCAACUACAUGCUCUUCAAAGAUCCUUUCAGACUAUAAUUCACCAUUUGAUGCAACAGUAGUGACUUUACUGGAAAGUGCAGGUGCUAUGACUUUAGGCAAAACCAACAUGGAUGAAUUUGGUAUGGGUUCAGGAACAACACAUUCUCAUUACGGUGCUACACUAAAUCCAUUGUUCCCAGAUACACCAACUAUAACUGGUGGCUCCUCCGGUGGCUCUGCUGCUGCUGUCGCUGCUGACUUAUGUGAUAUUGCUUUAGGUACAGACACUGGUGGGUCUGUUAGGUUACCAGCUGCAUAUACUGGUGUUUUGGGGUUUAAGCCAACUUAUGGGAGAUUAUCACGCUGGGGUGUUGUUGCUUAUGCUCAAAGCUUGGAUACAGUUGGCAUUUUAAGUAAGGAUAUUGAAUUAAUAAGGCAAACCUAUAAUGUGCUAAACAAAUUUGAUUCUAAUGACCCAACAUCAAUGAGUAAUCAAUUGAGAUCGAAAAUCAAUGAAGUUAGCCAACAAAAACAAAAACUAAGAAUCGGUAUUGUGAAUGAAUUCAAUCUUGAUAAUUUAUCCACUGAGGUUCAAAAAAUUUGGAAACAAGUAGUUGAUCAACUACUAGAACAUCACGACAUUGUUCCAGUCUCAAUGCCAACUUUGAAAUAUGCCCUACCUGCUUACUACACAAUUGCUCCAGCUGAAGCUGCUUCAAAUUUAGCACGCUAUGAUGGUAUACGGUAUGGUUAUAGAUCUGAUGAUGACAAACAUCAUUAUGCUCAAACCCGUUCUACUGGGUUUGGAGGUGAAGUUCAAAACAGAAUUUUGUUGGGGAAUUAUAACCUAAAUUCAGAUUCUUAUAAAAACCAUUUCCUCAAAGCUCAAAAUCUAAGAAAUGCCAUCAAGUCACAAUUUGAUCAUGUUUUCAAAUUCCCAAAUUUCUUAUCAAACAAUAAACCAGCUCAAGAUGGUGUAGAUCUCAUAAUAUCACCUGUUGCAAUGAGCAAUGCACCAUCGUUACACGUCUUCCAGAACCAAACACCAACUGAAUCUUAUACUAAUGAUGCAUUCACUGUGCCUGCUUCUUUAGCUGGAUUACCAGCUAUCUCUGUCCCUUGGGCAUCAGAAAUCAAGUCUUCACCAAUAGGUAUUCAAAUAAUGGGACAAUAUGGUGAUGAUGAACAAGUAUUGUCAUUUGCCCAAAGUUUGAACAAGUUAAAUACAGUUUAA